Cantharellus anzutake is the source of this 7398-nucleotide messenger RNA. RefSeq lists its product as uncharacterized. Gene Ontology annotation, biological process: regulatory ncRNA-mediated heterochromatin formation. The transcript has 31 exons. NCBI's taxonomy places the organism in Eukaryota, Fungi, Basidiomycota, Agaricomycetes, Cantharellales, Hydnaceae. Gene Ontology annotation, molecular function: helicase activity; metal ion binding. The record is from RefSeq and is a predicted model, not a curated record. Bases 180 to 6932 code for a protein of 2250 amino acids. Gene Ontology annotation, cellular component: nuclear RNA-directed RNA polymerase complex.
CAGUUUUGUUCUAUUGCUUUCCAGUAGCCAUGGAACACGAGGCUUGCUCCUUCGCCGCAGUCACCUAUCAUUCUUGAACUACUCCAUCCAAUCCGUCUCCUCUGCAACCAAUCCGUCCUGAGAACAACUCACCUUUGAGUGAUUCGUAUCUCUUUCUUACUCGCCUUUGCUGUACAUUAAUGUCAAAUCACCGCGUCUGCAAGUUCUUCAACAAGCCGGGCGGUUGUCUUAGGGGCUCGACAUGUCUCUUUAGUCAUGAUGGACGAGAAGGCGCUCUUCCCCGUAGCUCUCACCGCUCAGGAAUAUCAUCUUCGUCCUCUGGGAAAGAAAAGAGCAACGCUCCAGCGAGCACUAAUCGGAACAAUUCCAACACACCCCCUCGACGAAACCUCAGUUCCUUUAACUCGCAUGAUACAAUAGGUCGAUUUGAGCAUCGGCAGAAGCCACAGACAGGCGUUGCUCAUGAUCGUGCCCCUGAAGGCUCAACUAUUGGCUCACCUUCUGCUAUCCCAGGGACCUCACUGUCUGAAGAGGCGCUUAUCUCAAAAAUAGUCCAGUCAACUGAGUCUACGGAUGCACUUUUUCCUGUCAGAAAUCCUAGACAGUUUCGCUCAGUUGGGGAUCAACUUCGGAAAUUUCUGAACGAGGAUGGUUUUAGAAUUCAAAGAUCCAGCAACGCAACAGAAUUUGUCGAGCUUUUGGGCCAUUCUAGCUCAGUUUAUGGAGUUUGGGGACAUGAAGAUCGACAGCUUCUCCUAGACAACCUCACUUCUAAUAUCUUCGUCGGAAACGGCUAUAGACAUUUGAACACCAUUUUAUCAGGAUCCACCCCUGAACCUCCCUCGUUCGAGCACCAUAUACUUCCGCUUCUUGGAUUUUUCACUAGCCAUGCUAUUGUUCAAUCUGUUCGGGCACAGAGCGUAAACGCACUCUACGCUCUUAUCAACGAGAAUUUCGAGUUUAUGUUUGAACGUAUCGAUCAAUGGAUGAUUCCUCACUUGAAGCGUAUGAAAUUGGGCGCAAUGGGCGGACUUACUCACUUGCAGUCCUGUCGUGUUUUAAUCACUGUCGCCAUAGCAACUAUUCAGUUUAUUUCGCGCUAUAAACGGGCUCUUAUCGAUCACGCAAACGUCUUGAAACUGGUGGACAAGCUUCUGGAUUGGUUUCAGUCAUGGAAGCCGCUAGCCGAGGCUUCAAGACAUUCAGUUCAAGCAACCCUUGAUAAAGCGUGCACGUCGCCAAAAGUUGUAGAGCACGCACAUAAGACGUUGAAGCGCCUAGUCUCGCUCUGCCAAAGGGAAAAUAUUCAUCAUGUGUUUCCCGGGGAAUUUACAGCAUCUGCCCAUGCCUCGCAGCCGGUUGUAAAUGUUAGCGUACUCUAUCUCACAUAUGAGGGACCAGGAAUACACCGCUCAGCCGGACCUCGUCAUGAUAACGAUUUUGCUGACAUAAAGGAUAUCCGAAUUUCCCCUACACACGAUGAACUAACGUCAACUUUCAGUCCUUAUCUGCCUCCUAAUGUUCCAAACGCGCCGCACCACUAUCCAGACCACAGCAUGGCACGACUACUGGAUAUUCAAUUUCGCCUGCUUCGGGAGGAACUGAUUGCACCACUUCGGGAUGCUGUGCAGCUCCUGGAAGGAGAUUUCAACUCCCCCAAGUUUCUUGACACACCGUUGGGAACCCUUGUCCAAAAUCUUGGUGGUUUUUACAAAGGGUACAUCAACCGGGAAUCGAUCAUCUUCCCCGUGUAUACGGAUAUCGGCCUCGCAGCUUCCAUCAUCUUCAACACACCGCCUGGAAGAGCGAGAGCGGAGGAUGCAGCCACUCGCGCCAGUUAUUGGGAGCAUUCAAGCAAGCGGCGGCUGAUGCCCGGCGCAUUGGUCGCUUUGCUGUGGAAGACAAGCUCCGAUUUCCAAAUCUAUCUUGGUACCGUAUGCACUUCGACUGGAGAUCUCGCAAAGUCGGCGAGGUCAUCUCGUUACCGCCUCUCAUUAGGGGUUUCCUUCUUCGAGCCAUCAAUUUACACGCGGAUUCUAGCGGACCUCAAACAUUCGAUGAGACCAUCCUCAGAUAUCAGAGUCCUCAUCGAGUCGUCUAAUGAGGUCCGCACUCCGCCUUUGUACUCCACCCUCAAUGGUUUUCAGUAUGAACUCGUGUCCUUGUUGCAUGGUGAUGUUGGUAUCCAGUCCCUCAAGUUAGACACUACCAGUCAGGACAGUAUCACCCGCACCAGGGAGAUUUUGAAGAGCCCCCAUCCCCUUGACGCCACACGUCUGAGAAGUUUCUUGGAUCCUAGCCAAAGUGAUGCAAUGAUUGAUAUGCUUACAAGUGAGCUGGGUCUCAUGCAGGGUUAUACGGGUGUUAGACUGACCAAUCUGCUGCUUGAUAAUGGGGUGAAGCCUGUUCUUCUAAUUGCUUUCACAAACCAUGCUCUGGACCAUCUUCUUAAGUCGAUCUUGGAAGCACGCCCUUCUACAAAAGCUAUUCGGCUGGGCUCUCGUUCUAAUGAUUCUAUGAUCGCCGAACUUUCUCUCGACGCUAUUGAGAGAGCGAGCGAUCGUUCGAAGCUUUCUCCCUCUCUUGGUAGGGUCUAUGCGGAGCUCAAAGGAAUAGAGAAGACGAUGGAGGAAGUCAUGAAGAAGGCUAUGAGGAGGGAUCCAUCGUCUGAUGACGUUUUGGAGUUCUUGGAAUCCGGCGACGACACUUGUCAUUUUUCCCAUUCUUUGACGCAUCCUCCCUCCGGGAUCGAUCGACUCUACCAUGAAAGGUCGGAAGAGGAGGGGUCAUGGACCCGAGUUGGAAAGAAAGCUCCAGAAGUCCUCACGCGUUAUGACUUUUGGAAGCAAGGAGCUGAUCUUGAUUUUGUGGACGGCGAAUUCGCAGCCAUUAAGGCUGCUAUGCACGGAGGAGCUGAUUACGUAGAGCAGGAUAUCUCCCCGCAAUUUUCCGACCUGCAGAUCGAUGAUGAUGAGAUUGAAGAUGCGGAAUCCGAAACGACAUCGGUUGCAUCUGAAAUAGGACCAGAGUAUCUGUGGAUGUCACAAAGGCCCAACGUUCGCCACAUUCCAUUGGCUACUCCAAGUUCUUCUCGCCAGUUACCACCACAGACCGACGGUGGUAACGAUCGCCUACCAGUCUCAUCACCUCCAGAUCACUAUACAAGACUAGCGUCUCUUUUCGUUGAAUUUGAAUUUGCAAGUCUUCUUGACCCAGCAGCCCAACCCGACAGAAAUCUGAAUGACCUCUGUAAUGUUUCUGACGUAUGGCAUACGACGCGAACUGAGAGAGAGAAGCUAGCCCAACACUGGGAGCAGCGAGCUAGUGAACGCAACUACCAGAUCGUGAAAGGAGAGUUCGAGGAUUUACGCGGGCGGCACGAGGCAGCGCAGCGGCGUUGGUCUGAGCUAAAGGAGGAGUCGAGAAUCUCCAUCCUUGAACGCGCUGACCUUAUUGCAUGUACUACUAACGGUGCUGCCAAGCUCACUAGAAUGCUCAAGGCAGUGAGUCCCCGAGUGUUGGUUGUGGAGGAGGCAGGUCAAGUAUUGGAAGCCCAUGUUCUAUCGAGCUUGGUGCCCUCUGUUCAGCAUCUCAUACUUAUUGGGGAUCCUCUUCAACUGCGGCCCACGAUUUCCAACUAUUCUCUUUCUAUGGACCAUCCUGGCUCAGGCUCUAAAUUGUAUCGCCUGGAUCUUUCCCUGAUGGAACGACUAUCAUCUCUCGGGUAUCCCAUGUCUCAGCUCAAUGUCCAGCGCCGAAUGCGGCCAGAAAUUGCCGAUCUAGUUAGGACAACUUUGUAUCCAAAUCUUGAGGACCACUCCCGAGUUUCCAGUUAUUCCCAAAUGCGAGGGUUGGCGAAGAAUGUAUUUUUCUUGGAUCAUCGCUUCGGCGAAUCAGGAGAAGAUGAAAACUCAUCAUCUAAGACAAAUAAAUAUGAGGCUGCCAUGAUCAAGGACUUAGUGCUGUAUCUCUUGAAACAAGGCCCCUACUCAGGAGAAGGCGACAUUGUCGUAUUGUGCGCAUACCUCGGCCAGCUGGCUGAAGUUCGAAAACUUCUGUCUUCCGAAGUCACUACGGUUCUAGAUGAACGCGACCUUGCUCUCCUAGAGGAGGCCAACCCCGACGCAGAGGGGUCCGAUCCAUCCUUAUCAACAAGUGCUCAUCAAGUUCAGCACAUCCCUGUGUCGAAACGAGUCCUGCUUCGAACGGUUGAUAAUUUCCAGGGUGAGGAAGCAGAAAUCGUCAUUUUAAGCCUGGUGAGGAACACGGGCGAAGCCGUUUUUGGUGGGCGGGUCGCAUCUCGUGGGGCACGUUCCAACCAUGGGACAAUAGGCUAUCUAAAGUCGAAAAAUAGGACAAACGUCGCCCUCAGUCGAGCAAAACAGGGCCUCUAUAUCCUUGGAGAUGCUUCACUGCUCGCUACUCGCAGUCCCAUGUGGAAAUCUAUCAUCGACCUGCUGAGUGAGAGAGACUCGUUGGGAUCUGCGCUACCUAUUUGUUGUCAAGUUCAUCCGGAAGAUGGGCCCAAACACGUGAACCAUCCAGGACAAAUUCAGCGAGUUGCGCCCGACGGCGGCUGUCUUCGACCGUGUGACGGACGCAUGCCUUGCGGGCAUUUGUGCAAGUUCAAAUGCCAUUCGGAAGAUCCCAAACACAUUGGGAUCAAAUGUCAUGAGCCAUGCACUAAACUCUGCCCCAAAAGCCAUCCCUGUUCUAAAAAAUGUUUUCAGCCUUGCGGUGACUGUGAAUUUCCUGUCUAUAACGUUUUACUUCCUUGUGGGGACGUGAAGCCCCAAACAACUUGCGUUCUUGCGUCCAGGCCCGAGGAUAUUCGAUGCGAUGUCAAGAAAGAGAAGGCUUUGCCCGAUUGCGAGCACAGAGCAGAGCUUCCAUGCAGUCUGGAUCCAACUUCGUAUGCAUGCCAAUCCCCCUGCGGUACAGUUCUUGCUUGUUGUGGCAAGACAUGUAGCGCCCAGUGCUGCGAGUGCACAAUGUUGAAUAAAGCAAACGACAAACGGAUUCGAACCCACCACAAAGAACAUGCCUGCGGAAAGGAUCUAAGGUGCGGCCAUAGUUGCACCGGAACCUGUGCUGUGGGCCAUGAAUGUUCUGGUCAAUGCAAGUCCCCGUGCCGUCAAACAUGCGAGCAUAAUGCUUGCCGAAAGACUUGCUCAGAAGCCUGCAAACCUUGUUUAGAACCGUGCACUUGGCGUUGCCCUCACAAGUCUUGCAAUGUGCCGUGCGGCUCUAUUUGUACCCGUUUACCAUGCGACAUCCGAUGCGAGCAGACGUUAGCAUGUGGUCAUCCUUGUCCCUCGGUGUGUGGAGAAAACUGCGAUCUGCAAAUCUGCCCUGCUUGCGCAACUACAGAUCAGAAGAAUACGGUCGUAGACUUCAUCGUCAAUGGUACGCUCGGGGAGAUAGAUUUUUCUUUAGAAGAUUGCGAAAAUCGCAUCAUCACUCUGGAAUGCGGUCAUUUCUUUACUGUUGAAUCGUUGGACGGAAUAUGUCACCUUCAUGAUUUCUACGGAGUCGAUCAGAACGGCAAAUGGGUUGUCCCAAAAAAUCCGGCGGCGAAGAUCAUCGAUCAUCCCAGAUGCCCGUUGUGUCGGCGAGAUAUCACAUCUCCUCGCUAUGGGCGGGUAGUCAAACGUGCCAAGUUAGAUUUAUUGGAGCACAACCUUGCCUCGAGGCUUUCUAGGACGAUGUCGACCAUCAAUUCUGAUAUUCGAACUUUCGAUCAAGAGACUGCCAUCAGGACUAUCGAAGGCGAAGCUUCUAGAUCCAAACUUGUCACCUCGGAUCGGGAGCCCUUGUCUCCACAGAAGGAGCUCAAGGCCUUUGAGAAGUUGAUGUCUCGAGACAGCGUCAAACUGGUUCCGAUCAAUGGCCUUUCCACGCUAGCUGGCAUUUCUCAAUUCCCACAGACGUGGAAAGACUGCACCGUAAAGCUGUUGAAGAGUUAUAACAAAGCGGGGGAGGUUGUCGCUACUAGAUGCGCUCACCUCCAAGCAUAUGAGGCCGCCUUCGCCCAAGUCUACAAUGAUGCAUUGAGGGAGGGUGUUGGUAGUCGAGAAGCCCGUCACCCGGAGCAGCUCGCCAUGAUGUUAGCGAGAACGCGCAUUGGCCAGCCGAAACCAUCCGCUAAUAAAAGGUACCAGGUUGAAGCGUUAUGGGCAUCUAUCCGCAUACGCUCUCAACUUGCCGAGCUUGCCAUGCCGCAAAAGGAAGAACUUGAGGCUGAACAUUGUGAUCGAUGGCUGAAGUUUACCUUGUUUCUCUUGAAAUCAUCCUUCAGUGAUGCGGAACUGGCUCUCGACAUCUGUCAUGAAUCUUCUUCACAUCGGAAAAUGGUACGAUCGGUCAUCGUGGUCGAACGGGCAAGAUUCGAACUACUUCAAUUCAAUUGGAAGGCCACAAUCUUGAAGAACGUCCUGGAUAAAGAGACCCGCGACAAAUUCGGUUCACAAGCAGACGAAAUGAUGUCUCUUUUUGGGCAGGCUGUUAGCAAUUGCCGUACGCAAUACUCACAGAGCCGCCCAGACGAUGGGGUGUGGCUUGACACAGAAUUGGAUGGCCCAUCAAGAUCCUUGAGGAAGCAGUGGCAGCACAUACGACGGGCGAUCUUCAGUGGUACCUUUUACCAACCUGUCUCUCUUGAAGAUAGGCAGGCCAUACUUCGGGCGUUCGAGGAAGAUGUGUCCUUUGCUUAUCGUGGGCAUUUCUAUCAAUGUGACAAUGGACACCCCUAUGUCAUCGGCGAGUGUGGAGGUGCUAUGCAAACAAGCGCUUGCCCCGAAUGCGGUGUUAGGAUUGGGGGGCAGAGUCAUAACCUGACUGCUGGGAACCGCCCUGAUACUGAAAUGGAAGGUCUAGCUGCCGCGAUGGGCGCGCAGGCCAGCCCCUGGCAGCGGGGCAGGGGCGCUUAUUAACGACUUCACGCCUCUAGCUGCUUCCUGGGCUACUUCCCAGUUUCCCGCCCGUUUAUUUCUGCAUUCAAACCAGUAAGGUAAUUGUCAAUCGAGCGAUACUUGUAGGUUACGUUGUCUUCAUGAGUGACACACAGUCUUGGCACAGUAACGGUGUUCAAGAAUGCGGGAUACAAUUGCGGCCAGCUAUAUAUUAUAUUGUUAUCCAUCACCCAAGGAACAACGGAGAGCCGGUUAAGACUUGGAAGUUUUGCACAUCGCUCUGCUGUUUCCAACAAUCGAGGAUGGAUUAUUUGGGCAGGACAGUCAAUUGGGAUGGCAUGGACAUCACGGAUGAAGGGGAAAUUGCCUUGGGAAAUUAAAGCCAGUCGACCUAGAUAAGCCAAACCAUGCCAGAGGAUAUACAGAAGGCGUGAGAAUUUUAUACAUUGUUUACAUAAUUCAAGGAUUGUGGCCUGCGCAGGCAACA